CGCAGCUGAAUGUUUGCCGAACGAGUUUCAUUAAGAAUUUUGUAUCAUACAACCAAAAUUACAGUAAUUUCAAUAAACAAAUAUAAUUUACAAGUUUAAUUAAUGCAAUCAAACAAACCAUAAUACGUUUAUACAAACAUUUUCAAACAUAAUUACAAUAUGAUCCAGAUUUCUUCGUUCUUUCCUUCAUCUUUUUUCAUAAAUUAAGAAGGUAAUGGAUCCAGUGUUAGAUAAUGAAUGGCUUGGAUCCAAGAAUGAUGCAGUUGAUGAAGCCCAAAAUGUGGGCAAUGUUGUCAGAAGUUGGCAAUGGAGGGAGAGAGGAAUUGACCCCUUAAAUUCCCCUCCCAACAAGACUGUACUUGAAAAUGUCGCUGAGGACAUACUUGUUCAAAAACCACUUAAAAUAAGAUGUUGCGAUUUACCAGGAUAUCCAAGAUCAACUUAUCUCAUGGUAUUUAGUCCAGAUGGAACUAAAGUUGCAUCUACACAUGGAAACCACAAUGUAUAUGUAUCAGAGUUGGCAAGUGGCAAACAUGUUAGAAUAUUGAAAGGUCAUCCACGAACACCGUGGUGCAUUGCAUUUCAUCCUUCCCAUCCUCAACUAAUAGGAUCAGGUUGCCUGGGUGGUCAAGUGAGAGUGUGGGAUAUAUCUAGUGGUGGCAGUGAAGUUUGGAACGUAAGAAAUGAAACAGUCAUAGCUUCUAUAGCAUUCCAUCCUAGAGAACAAUUAUUAGUGAUUGGUACAUACAAUGAACUCUACUUUUGGGAUUGGAGUCAACCCGCACCUUUUACCAAAGUUUCUACGAAUAAUAUUAACGAGAAAGUCAGAUAUGUGGCUUUUGAUUCUCUCGGUUAUAAACUAAUAACAGGAAUAUCAUUGAGAGCGACGGUUGCAGGAAUGAGCAGCUCUGUUCUGCAACAAAAUUCAACGUUAAAUCCUGCAAACAACCAAAGCAAUGUAAGAAGAGACGACACUGACAACAGUCCAGGAAACAACAGGCCUCAGGACAAUUCUGGUUCCACACAGGAUAUUAUUGUGAAUUCUUAUCAGAAUUUAGUGCAAAGAUACGAUAGCCUAGUGAGGAAUUAUCAACGGCUCUUUAUGGUCCGGCACAGACUAACAGUCACCCCACCUCCACCUAGCACGAUGGACCGCGGCACGGACCCCAUGGAAACGGAUCCGUCGCCGGAAGCAAACAGUUUCACUCGAACAGCACAAACAUCUCAAACAUCACAAUCAUCUACGACGCACACGACGAACGAAGAAGAAAACCCGCCUUCAAGUUCUUCUAAUAAUACACAAGAGAAUACUGAAAAUGACGAUGGAGAAGGAAGUAGCCGUCUCCUUAAUCUUGACGCCUUGUCUUUUGACAGUGGCCCUUCUAGGGAGCGUAACUUAGACCGUCACGUACAUUCCUUGUUUGGAUCACGACCUUCUGCAUUCCACCCUCUUAAUGAUAACCCUGGAAGAUCGUUCCGAACAGUUGAUCAAAACGAAAGAGCGUCUAGACUUUUGCCGAAUCCUUUUUCAUCGACCAGUGGGUCACACCGGCCAAGCAUAAUUUCAUUCACAAGCAGUCCAUCGACACAAACAACUGAUAAUGUUCCCAAUACAUCGCGUACAAGUAUAUUUCCAGCUUAUAGACCAGAUUCUCCAUCGAUCCUGGACUUGUCACCGCGCAGAUGGAGUGGUAGCCGGCGAAUUUUUGUUUCAGUGCCAAACGAGAACUCGUCAACUCUCACAGACAAUGUUUCUCCUACAAACAAUCCGCCCGUACAGGAAACACCUGUCGCUUCUACAGCUAAUUCUACACAAAGGCCAUCCACCUCGUACUCUUCUUCGCAAACCCAGUCUUCUACUUCUGCACCCGUUGAUGCACAAACCAUCAACGAAAGUCUCGAUUUGAUACGAGAUAUUUUAAGAGAUUCUGGGACAAGACUAUUGAACUUGAUUACAAAUAUGUCACUUUCGACGUUGGCCAGCGUCGAGGAAGAGCUACCUCGCCGUACUAGGACGACUCGGACACAAGCAGACAACAACAAUGAAGGAGAAAGUCCGCGAGAGACACCACCACGUGCUCGAAUUUUUAGCUCGCACUUACGUCCUGGAUUCCUAUCAACUAGCUCUGAAUCAGACAGUGAUCAGUCUCCAGAAGUAAAUAUUUUUAGAACUAGGAAUUCUACAUUUAGAGAAGAUGACACAACAGAAACAGAGAGACCUCCUGCAGAACCUUCGACUUCUACAGCUCCUGAGAGACCUCUAAAUCCCACAGAUAGGCUUGUUUUCGACCUUGACGAUUCCAGGACGCAAAAUGCUAAUUCUGAGACAGGUGGCAUAAAUGUUUCAGCAAACAGCAGCCGAUUUCGUGUUCGGACACAAAGUAACACUCCAAGUGAGGGCCCGAGUACAAGUAAUACUGAAGGCCCGAAUGCCCAAGAAACACAAUCUCAAAACAAUACCAGUGAAUUCAACCCCAACAGGCCGUCUACUAGCAGAGACAAUUUUUGGGCUAACGGUUGCGUAGUACCACCGGAUGAGGCGUUUAGAAAAGUAAGAGCUGGUGUAAGUGCAUUGCAGAAGCAUACCAUGCAACUCACUAACAUGUGGCUGCGAGGUAAUCGAACCACGAUGCCAGAGUUACGUAAUAUGUGGGAGAACCUACGCAGAAGGAUAUUAAUGUUACAUAGAGAAACUGGUCGUCAAGACUUGCCGAGUUAUUAUACCAGGUCACUUUUAGAAAGAUGUAUGAUGCUAACUGAAAUGACGGAUAAUGUUACCCGUGGCUCUAGCAGAAGCGCGAGACCCGCAGGCAAUAGUAAUCAAGGAAAUUCUGAGAGCAAUAGAAAUUCGGAACCUGUUCGAGAUGAACCAUCUACUUCAGAAACUACAACUGUUCCUGCCGAACCCGAACAAAGUACUUCAAGGGAAAAUACAAAUGACAAUCGGCAGCCACAGACAAGUAGAACUUCUCAAACCAGACCUAAUAUUCGUUCGUCUCCGUCGCUUAGGAGAAGAUUACAGUCUAGUUAUAGAUGGAGGCCAGAAGAUGAACUGAGACGACGAUCAAGAAAUUCCGCUGCGAACCGAUUGUCUAAUAGAUAUUCAAACAGACCGCGAAGGGAUUUUGCAAGAGCUAUAGAAAUAAGCGCGACAAGACAUGAAAUACGUAUGCGAGCGAUGCAAGUGCUCUCUGUUAUGUUUAACAUGAUGAUGAUGUGUUUGGAGGAGCGAGGCUUAAGUCAAUUAAUUAUAAAUAUGUUACGUACUUUAAAAAAGGCAUUAGCACUCACAUGCUUAAUGUUAAUGACAAAUAGAAACAACGGGCGGGCCAGUAACAAUGCUUCACCGCAACGCGUGGAUUCUUUGAACGUCAUCCGCUUGGAAAAUGUUGAUCACACUGGCCCUGUUAACGUAGAUGGUCCUGAUGAAUCACCACACCAAUCAAUUGCUAGUGAAACAGAAGAAGAUCGUUUGCAAAGCAAUGCUAAUAAACGUAUGAAAAGAGAAACAUCACCAACUGCUCAACCGACACCAGUUGAUAAUAGUGCAAGGGACAAUACAAAUCAACCUGCCCCAAUUAUAUCUCAAAGUAGCGCAAUCCAAGCGUGGAGUAAUCGUCUCGCUGUACAGAUCGCCGCUGCCAAUAGAAAUAAUUCAGCGACUGCUAGGAACAGACGUGAAUUAUAUAUUGAAAGUAGGCGACUUAAAGCUUUGCAUAAAACAAAUCCAAACGCUCAUCCUAUGAUUAAAAAGAAGGCACUUCCUCCGGCGUCCACUUACAGAAUUCCAACACUGCGUUUAUUACCUAGUAGAAGAAUUCCUAGGACUUUAAUUGCCUCAAGGAAUUCUCAGAGCACAGAACCCGUAGCCGGCCCUUCCCGUAUUCUCUCUGGUAAUGACGGUGAACCAAGCGGUCCAUCGCGAUUGCCCCCUGACGUUAUGAAUGAAUUCGAGCAUAGAAUAAAUUUAAUACGAAUGGCACACAUGCAAGCGGUUAGAUUACGAAAUGCCGCACGGAGCCGGUUUCGACGUCUUCAAACGAUUCGCUUGUAUACUCCAUCCUCGGUUCGCGAAAUGUUUACUUUACAGCCGGAUAAUGAAAACCCGCACGAGAACAGAUCUCCUUUACAAAGUAAUUCGGACACCAAUCGUCGUUCUUUCACUUCGUACGACUACAGACCUCAUAUUCUAACUCGAGAACGCAUUUUCUCUAGAGGAUCUGCUAACAGGCCCUCUCAAGAGUCUGGUGAAUUCCAUGCGGUCAUAACCAAUGCCUCGGUACCGUUGAUGCAAGUUGGUGAUCUCAGUAUCAACAAUCCCGACGCUCAAGGAAAUCAAAACCAGAGGCUACCGAGAAUCCAUGAGUAUUUGCAACCGAUAAUACUUGCUCAAAAUGCUAUGGUGGUGGACGACGAGGGAAAUGCUGAAGGCGGUGGAGGAAGCGGUGGUGCUGGUGGAAGGGCCCCCGGGGGUGGGGGACCAGGUGGAGGAGGAGGGCUAGGUGGAGUUCGGCGUAUGACUGGUAUGGCGGGACUGCUGGAUGCGGGAAUCAUCUCCGAGGCGCUCCCCGCGUCGUCGCAUCGGGUGCAAGCCUGGGAUUUCACUACGGGUAACACUCCGGAUAUCGCAGAUAGUUCAAAAAAUGUGGUGGUUCAGAGGUGCAGAAUACACAAUGACGCUAGCAUCGACAUAUCCAAAGACGGAAGGCUCCUGGUCGCCUUGCUUCCAGUGCCUCGAAUCAGAAAUACUAAUCACUGGUUAGGCGUGUACUCGCUGGAGUGGUCGCGCCUGGGCCAGUGCCUGCACACGGCGGUGCUGGAGCAGAGCGCGGUGUCGGUGGCGCUGUCGCCCACGGCGCGCCACCUGGCCGUGGGGCUGGGCUCGCGCCGCUUCACGUCCGCGCCGCACGCGCGCACCAACGUCUUCGCGCUGCUCUACCGCCUCGACCCCCUGGAGAGCUCGAGUCGAACCGGUCUGUCACCUAUCAAGGAGUUGGAGCAGACCUGGGAGCACGGUUUUACGAGUCUCAACUGCUUACGAUGGGCUCCACAGCCGGGACAAGGACUCGUGUAUGCCAACAAUACCGGACAACUCAUUAUUAUGAGUUGAACUGACCUAAUGUUAUAGAGCGCCCUAUAUUGCGCAUAGUUUAGACAAUCUAUUCGGAUUUUCAAUUGAUAAACGUGCACACUUCAUUGUAUUCUCUUAACCAUUGGCUGCGACUAAACUAUGCGAUAAGAAAUCUAUAAUGUGCGGUUACGAUAACCUCAGCUCGACCUUGUGGUCUCCCAUUCGUACCAAAUCUCUUCAGCCGUUUACAGUUAGUACGAAAAUACAUUAUAAUUUUCUUCUAACACAUAUCCUCAGAAUUUCUUUAUCAAACUAACGAUUGAUUUAAAUUUGGAAUAUUAUUAGAAACGGAAACCUAAUGGUUCAUAAUUUUAUGAUUUGUGAAAAUUUAAAAUUCUGAGUGUAAUUAUAUUGUAUUAUUAAAAUGAAAUCGAAUCUAUACUUUUUACAAGAAAUCGGUUAGUAAAAUAUAAAUUAUGUUUUGCGUAUAAUAAUAUUUAACAAAAUUAUAUAGAUUUAAACGCCUGUUGUAAAUUAUUGCGGAAGCAUUGUACAGUUCAUGAAAUUAGUGUUCUUAAUAUGAUUGAUCUCUUUGUAUUAUGCGGUCUUAAAAUAAUUUCAUAAUAUAACACUAGUUUGUAAUUAUAUCUACACGGCAAAAUUAGUUUAAGGUUCCUAAUUAUUUUAAAUAUCAUCAUUGGACAACCCUAUCACAAAAAGGCUAUGGACAUUCGCGAUAAAAUUAACAAAGCACAUUUUAAUGUCAUAGUUACUUAAUUUUUUUUUAUAUUAGUAACGAGGAGUUCAACUGCCAUAUUUGCUUUUUUUAUUUACAAUAUCUGCCUUCCGAAUGCUCCAUUACGUUGUAUGUAUCCCAUAACUUCUCAUUUCUGUUACAACGAAAUUCCUUAGAAUUUAUAUUUGUAUGAAUGUAAUUUAUUAUAACUACAAAUUAAUUUUAAAACUUAAAUAACUUAUUCAUAUAUGAAUAUUCUUUCGUUUUAGUUUGAACUAUAAUGUAAUAUCAAAAGUGAGAGUUCUUUUGUGACUAAAAUCGUUUACAUGGAUCGUCGUUUCUUGACCUUUGGGGUGACCUUCAGUUGGGUCUCAGGGGAGGGCUGCAAUUUGAUAAAUGACAAAGCAGUAUAUCAAACCUUUUGUUACUGAAUGAAGUAUUUAAUUUACAUUAAAUGUAAAUAAUUCCUCCAAGUAACACAUAAUAAACUAAGAGCUAAAGUAUUUUUUAUGCGAUAUAAGGUUUCCCAUAUAGGGUUUGCGGCGCAAAAAAGGUUAAGUAACGGUGAUGAGGAGGAUUUUUAUAGCAGACGCACUGCUGUACCCCAGACUACAAGUUACAUUCACGAUAUCACUUGUACAGAUUUCAUUAAACUUAUUACAAAGAUUUCACAGUUCCGAUAGAUAACUUCGAAUAAUUUUGCUCUUGAACUUCGUCUAUAAACACGGCUCUUGUGCAAUUUUAUGAGUAUAAUAAUUUUCACUUCUUAAAAAAAAUCUUAGUGUCAUAUAAAUUUGUAGAUUUCAUAUAUUAUUAUUAGAUUGUCGUAGAGCCCGCUUCACUUCAAAGUGAAUAGCGUAGUACCGUAAGAUGUCUGUUUCUCUAUUCCGUCUCAUAAUAUCACGAAACUCUAAGUGAAUGGUUCGACUUUUACUAUAUAGGCUAGUGGUAUUCAUAUUUUAUUGUAAGUCUAAAGCAGAUCAGUUUCCUAAAUACUAUCCAUUUAUUAUAUUAAUAUAUUUUGUAAAUAACUUUUUUAUUUCUGAAAAUAAUCAAAAUACAAUUCUCAUGUACAUAUUAUGUAUCAUUAUGUUGUUAAUAUAUAUUCAAAUAUUGAUUUUAUUUUAUUACAAGUUGUACGAAAAGAAAACAUUAAAAGAAUAUUAGAGAUUUUAUUGGAGUUUAAUGUCAAAUUAUAUAAACUAUUACCAGUAACAGCUCGUUAUUUGUGGAUGUAUAAUUAUUUCAAAAUUGUAAUUGUUUUCAAACAUAUAAAUACAAACUGUAAUAAAAUAGGGUAUAGUACACCAGUUUUUUAAAUCCAUGUAAAUAAUAUUUCUAAAUCUGUAUGUGUGCUUAAAGAUUUCCCAGUAACUUAAUAAGAGUCAUUAAAUCGCUUGAGUAGAACUAGAAUAACUAAUAUUUUGUGAAAAUAAUGUACUAAGUUCUAGUUUCUUAGUUACUUCUUAUCAAAUGAAGUUUCAUUUUCAUUUCUCUUUUUAUAAAAUACGCAGUACUUUUCAAAUGAUAUGUACCUUUUGGUUAUAUAUGUAUGUAACCUUUUUAAAUAAAAAUGAAUUAAGUUUGACUCAGAGAGACCCCUUUUUAAAGGAAUCCUCCUUAAUUUUUUAAUUAUAAAAUCGUGCAAUACACAUAAUACAGGAAAAAAAUUGUAAUACCAAUACCACUUUAACUCUGAUCGAACAAUAACAUUAAUAUUUAUAAAAUAAAGGUACUAUGUCUACGACAUUACAACUGACACUGCCCGUAUUCCUACUUAUCAUAUAUAUGUAUUUUAAUGUUGACAAUGUUUUUUUAUAUAUAUUUAAGAACUGUAUUAAAAAUUAAAAUUCACCGGCCUAAGACGUGACAGAGAUAUAAUUUUUGGUUUUUAUUUUUUUCUAUAAAAAUAAAAAGCGUUAUUGUCAUAAACUUAGUCUGUUCAAAUCGUUGAAACAAGUGCAUUCGUUUUUUAACUUUGUAUAACUGUUUAGACACAAAAACCAAAACGAAUAUCGGAUGGAAUAAAUUGCAGUUUAAUGAGUAAUGAUCCUGUAAUUGUUCAUUGCAAAGCCGACCGUGAAAAUACACAAUGAAUAUCACAAUAUAUUGCAUUAAGAUAAUGUUUUAUACCGAUAUUUAUUGCCACAUAACUAGAAAUUUUACUGUAUUAUACUUAAGAUAUAACAUAAGCCGAAUUUAAUAAUCAUGUAUGAUGAAUUUUAUCUCUACAAUUUAUUUUUAUGUCACGAUAGUAAAAGAAAAUUGUCACACUGUCAUUACAAAUGCAUGAAUAAAUUCGGCCUUGACUAUUAUUUACAUUAGUAGUUGAAGAUCUAGUUUUGUGAAUGUUGUUCAAACUAAUAAUAAUAAAAUUGAGAUUUUAUCAUCGUUGGUCUAUGAAAUGCACGUUUCAAAAAACACACAAUUAACAUUCAUUAACUCAGAAACGACACUUUGUACUGUUCCAAAAUAUAUACAUAAUACCGCAAAAACAUUUUACAUAGCUAAUAAUUUAUGUCUUAUUUUUCAUAUGUAUAUAUUUUAUUUGUAUUUUGUGAUAAAUAUGAAAUGUUACUUUUUAAAACUAUGUUUUAUUAACCAUAGUUAAGUCAAGGUGUACAGUGGAUUGCUUGUCUAAUAAAAAUUAUGACAGUAGAAA
Vanessa tameamea is the source of this 8469-nucleotide messenger RNA. RefSeq lists its product as uncharacterized. The record is from RefSeq and is a predicted model, not a curated record. Gene Ontology annotation, biological process: autophagy. Gene Ontology annotation, molecular function: protein binding. The transcript is spliced from 14 exons. Bases 215 to 5110 code for a protein of 1631 amino acids. Lineage: Eukaryota; Metazoa; Arthropoda; Insecta; Lepidoptera; Nymphalidae. Gene Ontology annotation, cellular component: intracellular membrane-bounded organelle.